This is a messenger RNA of Carica papaya (papaya), 1059 nucleotides long. Lineage: Eukaryota; Viridiplantae; Streptophyta; Magnoliopsida; Brassicales; Caricaceae. The record is from RefSeq and is a predicted model, not a curated record.
CAUUUCAUACCUCCUCCCUCUCAUUUCCCCGUUACAAUGGUGAAGUUCUCCAAGGAGCUUGAAGCUCAGCUAAUCCCUGAAUGGAAGGAAGCUUUCGUCAACUAUUGGCAGCUCAAAAAGCACAUUAAGAAGAUUAAACUCUCACAACAACCAAAAUUAUCACCUCUUCAUCAAGACUUUUCCCAUGAUUUCGGCCGCUCCAUUCUCGACCCUGCCCGAUUUGUCGCCCGCAAAAUCUGCCACCACUUGUUCAACUCCCGUCACAGCCCCCCCGAGAUCAUUCAGGUGAGAAGGAAGAGUGGUGGAGAAGGGGGUCUCGGGGAGGAGGUUUACCAAACAGACCUUGUUCAAUUGUUCUCCGAAGAAGACGAGGUAAAGGUGUUUUUCGAGAGAUUAGACGAAGAAUUGAAUAAAGUGAACCAGUUUUACAAGACUAAAGAGAGUGAGUUUUUGGAGAGAGGAGAGGUUUUGAAUAAGCAGCUACAAAUACUCAAAGACCUUAAGCACAUUCUUAGCGAACGUCGCUGCAAAUCUUCUUCCGGGAUUCUUCCUCGUUCUUGGCCUUCUCCUGCUACCAACUCUGAUUUCUCUGAGAGUCCAAGAGAAUCGAUUGAAAGUCCGGGUAAUGAAGCGUCAGAAACAGAGGAAGUAAUAGCAGCUCUGGAAAGAAAUGGCGUCAACUUCAUAAACUCAGCAACGAGGAACAAGACGAAGAAGGGGAAACCAAAAAUGGCGUUGAGAAUCGACAUACCGGCCACCACCCCAAUGCGGACAAUAACGGCGGUUACGUCGGUGCUUUGGGAAGAUCUGGUCAACAACCCAAAAGCCGAUGGGCCCGGAGACUUAAUCAACCGAAAGAAAAUUCAGUGCGCCCAGAAAAUGAUCAGGGGUGCUUUUGUUGAGCUCUACAGAGGUCUUGGACUCUUAAAGACUUACAGCUCACUCAACAUGAUUGCUUUUACAAAAAUCCUCAAGAAAUUCGACAAGGUAUCUAAUCAACAGGCAUCAUCAAGUUAUCUUAAAGCAGUGAAGAGAUCCCAUUUCAUUAGUUCUGACAAG